GCCGCGGCCUCUCGCCUCCGAAACGCUUCGAAUUUUAGAACCCCGGAAAAAGAAAUUCCCAAUCUUUCCCUAUCCUCCCCCCAGAACUCGAGCGAAUUUCCGAAUCCCGGCGGAGCGGAGAUCGAAAGAACCAGAGGGAGGCAGAGCUUCCCUCCAACCCCACCUCUGCGAAAUCCUUCGAAUCCAAAAAUAAUGGCGGCCUCAUCUCUCUCCCAUUCUCAUCCCGCCCCGCUACAUAACCGCAUCCCACCAUCCAUCCUCACAUCCUCCUCCGUAUCCGCCUCCGCUCCGGCGCCUAGCUACCACUCCUACCCCGCCGCCGCGCUAGGAGAGUCGGAGUAGGAGCAGCCGCCGCCGCAAAUGCACAUGACCGACAAGGAGAACGCUGCCGCCUGCGCCGCCCCACCGCGCCUCACCCGCGCCACCUCCAAGCGGGCCGCCGUCGUCGCCACCAAGCGUAAGCGCGUCGCUCUCACCGAGCUCCCCACGCUCUCCAAUGCCUCCCUCCUCAGCCCGCACCACGACGACGACAAGCCCAAGAAGAAGCCCCUCCCCGCAGCCGAGCCCAAGACCGCGCCCGCGCUCAAGCCGGCGCCUCCCGCUGCCGCCGGUGUCGGGGAGGAGGAUGAGGGGGACCCGCAGCUCUGCGCGCCUUACGCAUCCGACAUCUACUCCUACCUGCACUCCAUGGAGAAGCAGGUGAAGCGGCGGCCGGCGGAGGACUACAUCGCGGCGGUGCAGGUCGACGUCACGGCCAACAUGCGCGCCAUCCUCGUCGACUGGCUCGUCGAGGUCGCCGAGGAGUACAAGCUCGUCUCCGACACGCUUUACCUCACCGUCUCCUACAUCGACCGCUUCCUCUCCGCCAACGCACUCAACCGCCAGAAGCUGCAGCUCCUUGGCGUCUCCGCCAUGCUCAUCGCCUCAAAGUAUGAGGAGAUCAGCCCGCCGAAUGUGGAGGACUUCUGCUACAUCACCGACAACACCUACACCAAGCAGGAGGUUGUUAAGAUGGAGAGUGAUAUACUGAACCUUCUCAAGUUUGAGAUGGGCAAUCCCACCACCAAGACGUUCCUAAGGAUGUUCAUCAGAUCUGCCCAAGAAGAUAAUAAGAAGUAUCCUAGCCUAUCGUUGGAGUUCCUGGGGAGUUACCUUGCUGAGCUGAGCUUGUUGGACUACAGCUUGCUUCGCUUCUUGCCAUCACUUGUUGCAGCUUCGGUGGUGUUCGUUGCAAGGCUGACCCUUGAUCCACACAACCAUCCCUGGAGCAAGAAGUUGCAAACAGUGACCGGUUACAAGCCAUCUGAGCUGAAGGACUGUGUUACUGCCAUACAUGAGUUGCAGCUUAACCGGAAAGGUUCGUCAACGAUGGCGAUCCGAGACAAAUACAAGCAGCAAAGGUUCAAGGGUGUAUCAGCAUUGCUACCUCCUGUUGAGAUUCCUGCAUCAUACUUGAAGAACUUGAAGGAGUAGGUGUUCCUGGAUAAUUUAGUAAUGCCACCACUCGAGCUUUCCUGAAGCAAGAUGCACAAUGGCCAAGGUCGAGAAGUGACUUGUUGGUCCAGUUAGGGUCCUGACGUUCUUGUAUGCUGCGUCUAGGAGCUUUCGGAGUUAAUUUAUUCGAAGUUGAAGCUCUAGGAGGCUAGGCAUGUCCAAUCUUGUACCUGUGUAUCAUAAUCAUACAUUACAAAGCCUUUAUUGUUGGGGGCGCAAUCCCAGAAUUUCA
Molecule: messenger RNA, 1726 nt
Organism: Phragmites australis (common reed)
Lineage: Eukaryota; Viridiplantae; Streptophyta; Magnoliopsida; Poales; Poaceae
Product: cyclin-A3-1-like
Exons: 8
Coding region: 361-1473 (370 amino acids)
Biological process (GO): regulation of cyclin-dependent protein serine/threonine kinase activity; mitotic cell cycle phase transition
Cellular component (GO): nucleus; cyclin-dependent protein kinase holoenzyme complex; cytoplasm
Molecular function (GO): cyclin-dependent protein serine/threonine kinase regulator activity
Source: RefSeq, a predicted model, not a curated record